GGGGCGAGCGGUGUCAGCCGCGGAGCCGGAUGCGGGCGGCACGGCGGCGGCAGCGGCCCUGGGGAUGGGCGGAGCCCCAGCCGCUAGUGCUGGUGGCCGCCGCUGCUGCCCCAGCCAGAGCCUGAGCCGCCGCCUCUGCACCCGCGCGUCGCUGCUUCCCACGGCGGCGGUAUGCUGGGGAAAGGGGUAGUCGGCGGUGGCGGCGGCACCAAGGCGCCCAAGCCCUCCUUCGUGUCGUACGUACGCCCUGAGGAAAUUCACACAAAUGAAAAGGAAGUAACAGAGAAGGAAGUAACUCUUCACUUGUUGCCAGGUGAACAGGUGCUUUGUGAAGCCAGCACAGUACUGAAGUAUGUCCAGGAAGAUUCCAGUCAGCAUGGGGUCUACGGGAGGCUUGUCUGCACAGACUUCAAGAUUGCCUUCUUGGGCGAUGACGAAUCUGCAUUGGAUAAUGAUGAAACUCAAUUUAAGAAUAAGGUUAUAGGAGAAAAUGACAUUACGCUCCACUGUGUUGAUCAGAUUUAUGGAGUGUUUGAUGAGAAAAAGAAAACUCUCUUUGGACAACUGAAGAAAUACCCUGAGAAGCUCAUCAUCCACUGUAAAGACCUUCGAGUGUUCCAGUUUUGUUUGAGGUACACAAAGGAAGAGGAAGUCAAAAGGAUUGUCAGUGGCAUAAUUCAUCAUACCCAGGCUCCUAAACUGCUUAAACGAUUGUUUCUGUUUUCCUAUGCGACUGCUGCACAAAACAAUACAGUCACUGAUCCCAAGAACCAUACUGUAAUGUUUGACUCACUUAAAGACUGGUGUUGGGAACUGGAACGGACCAAAGGCAACAUGAAGUACAAAGCAGUGAGUGUCAACGAAGACUAUGAAGUCUGUGAGAGAUUGCCAGCAUACUUUGUUGUCCCCACCCCUCUUCCUGAAGAGAAUGUACAGCGUUUUCAGGGUCACGGCAUACCAAUAUGGUGUUGGUCCUGCCACAAUGGAAGUGCCCUUUUGAAAAUGUCAGCACUACCCAAAGAACAGGAUGAUGGCAUUUUACAAAUCCAAAAGAGCUUCUUAGAUAGAAUUUACAAGACCAUCCACAGGCCACCCUAUGAAAUUGUUAAAACUGAAGACCUGUCAAGCAACUUCCUAUCCCUGCAGGAAAUCCAGACUGCAUACUCUAAGUUUAAACAGCUGUUUCUGAUAGAUAACAGUACUGAAUUUUGGGACACAGAUAUAAAAUGGUUUUCUCUGUUGGAAAGUAGCAGCUGGCUUGACAUAAUCAGACGUUGCCUGAAGAAAGCAAUAGAGAUUACAGAAUGUAUGGAAGCACAAAACAUGAACGUUCUUCUUUUAGAGGAGAAUGCGUCCGACCUCUGCUGUCUCAUUUCCUCUCUGGUGCAACUGAUGAUGGACCCCCACUGCAGAACCAGAACUGGUUUCCAGAGCCUCAUCCAAAAGGAGUGGGUCAUGGGUGGCCACUGUUUCUUGGAUCGCUGCAACCAUCUCCGCCAGAAUGACAAAGAAGAGGUUCCCGUGUUCCUGCUUUUCCUAGAUUGUGUCUGGCAGCUGGUGCAUCAGCAUCCCCCGGCAUUUGAAUUCACAGAGACUUAUCUGACUGUUCUGUCAGAUAGCCUAUACAUACCUAUUUUUAGCACCUUCUUCUUCAAUUCGCCUCAUCAAAAAGAUACUAACAUGGGUAGAGAAGGCCAGGAGACACAAAGCAAGCCUUUGAAUCUGCUCACCGUGUGGGAUUGGUCUGUGCAGUUUGAACCCAAAGCCCAGACAUUGCUCAAAAACCCUCUUUAUGUGGAAAAGCCAAAACUGGACAAAGGCCAGCGGAAAGGAAUGCGCUUCAAACUCUGUCUCCAGGCCCAGAAUUUCUCCCCCACAGAGUCCGCAAAGGAGAGAGCAGUGAUGCAUCAGCGACAACUUUCCUUGCCACUUACACAAUCUAAGUCAUCUCCCAAAAGAGGAUUUUUCAGGGAAGAAACAGAUCAUUUAAUUAAGAACCUUCUGGGCAAGAGAAUUAGCAAACUUAUUAAUUCGUCUGAUGAGCUCCAAGACAACUUUCGGGAGUUUUAUGACACCUGGCACAGCAAGCCCACUGACUACCAUGGUUUGUUGUUACCGCAUAUCGAGGGACCUGAAAUCAAAGUCUGGGCCCAGCGCUACCUGCGCUGGAUUCCAGAAGCCCAAAUCCUAGGUGGUGGCCGAGUGGCCACUAUGAGCAAACUCUUGGAAAUGAUGGAGGAAGUCCAGAGUUUACAAGAGAAGAUCGACGAGAGACACCACAGCCAGCAGGCCCCCCAGGCCGAGGCCCCCUGCCUGCUGAGGAACUCUGCCCGCCUGUCCUCUUUGUUUCCUUUCGCUCUGCUCCAGCGACAUUCCUCUAAGCCAGUCUUACCCACCAGUGGCUGGAAGGCUUUGGGAGAUGAAGACGAUUUGGCCAAACAAGAAGAUGAGUUCGUGGACCUAGGGGAUGUAUGACCUACUUGUUGAGUGAUUGUGAGAGACUGGGACAGCGGAUCCCUGGAUUUGUGUCAUGCUGCAGCUAAUGCUGGCUGGGUCCUUAGCCUGGCACUCCAUUGGAAUAAACCUGGGCCUUCGGGAAAAAGGGUGGCUCUCAUUAUUUUUAAUGGUUCUAAAAGACUAUGCAAUUAAAACUGCAUCUGUAGUAUUAUUAAUUGGAGGGAAUUAUUACUUGACCUGCAAUAAGGUUGUGGCCGUUUUCUGACGCCUGAGUAUUAUACAGGGCCCGCAAUGGCCAGUUUACUACCAGAAAGGGCUUCAGUAAGAUAUUCCUGGACUUGAUACUUUCUUCGGACCCUCUUUGUGCCAAGAUAAUUUAUCCAGUCAUUGGGAAUAGUAAGUUUCUGUGUAACCCAUCUCAAUUAUAGAAGCAAGUUCAGCUUUACGUAUUUGUAUGGUGAUUGAAGAUUCAGAUAGAGGUAUUAAGAUGUGUGGCAUUUACUUAGACCAUCACAUUUUUCCUUUCUAUGCCCCCUUGCCUGUGAAACAGCUGGGAAGUUCCACUGGUAUCAUCCAUCCUGAUGCUUCAGGCCGUCCUCCCUCCUUCAUAGACUGUGUCACUUUGCCUAUGGGUGGGGCUAGACACCCACCCCCCCCGACUCUGUGCUGCCAGCCCCAGGUCUUCCUUCACCUGCUCCAAGCCACUCGCCACUGUCCCUCUGCACUCCCUGCCUUGGUGCGUGUAGUCCCAGUGUCUCACUGCUAAGCCUGUUGGUUACGCUGGGGGAUCUCUUUCUUUGCUUGAGGAGCUUCCGUUCCUCUGGAGUCUCCUGGUGUUUGGAUCAAGUUGCUUUGCCUUUUCGCCUUUUUCUACUUGCCUGCUGAGGCUUUGAGCACUUGUGAUUGCGGUUUUCUGCAGCAACCUCUGAGCCGAGUUCCUCACAUUCUUUUACCUUUACAGACUGAUGGGAUUGGGUCACUUUUGAAUGUGGCUUUCAUAGGAAAGCAGUUUAAACAUAAAUAUCAGAAGUGGCGAUGAUCAUAUGAUACCUCAGUGAUUUAAAAGCCAUAGAAGAAACUUGACUAUGCCUGGUCACCUUCUUGGAUCUGCUGUUGAAAUGAGAUACAUAUAUAUUUUAAUGCAGGAAAGUAUACUUUGUAAGGAGCAGUUUUUUUUGUUCUCAGUGGAACCCUGUCAAAUCCCAUAAAAGAGAGGAAAAAAACAAAACUCGUUAGAAUGUUUUAAAUCAAAUGUUUGCCUUUUACAUGCAUUUGCUCUUCAGUAUGGAUCCCAAUUUGAAUGUUAUGUGUAUAGAGAAACUUCCACUUGUUCAAGGGCAAUAAGAAAAUGCGAGGCUGGGUGUGGUGGCUCAUGCCUGUAAUCCCAGCACUUGGGGAGACUGAGGCGGGUGAAUUACUUAAGCCCAGGAGUUCGAGACCAGCAUGGGCAAGAUGGCAAAACCCUGUCUCUACUAAAAAUACAAAAAUUAGCCAGGUGUGGUGAUGCAUGCCUGUAGUCCCAGCUACUCAGGAGGCUGAAGUGGGAGGAUCCCUUGAGCCUGGGAGGUGGAGGUUGCAGUGAGCCAAGAUCAUGCCACCGCACUCCAGCCUGGGUGUUAGAGCAAGAACUUGUCUCAAAAAAAGAAAUUUGAAACUGUUGACUAAGAGGAGUUUCCAGGUUUGCACUGAAUUGUCUUUUGUACAUACAAUGAAUUGUUUUGCUGUGCUCCCCACUCCGUAUGAAUGCAGGAGCCAGACUGGUCUAUUAAGAUGAACAAAGGUUGAGGGGAGGGCAGGAUUCAUGCAUCUGGAGGCCAAACACGUGUUUCCUCUUGAUUGCCUUAAGAGUUAGUAGCAAGGUCGGUGUUAGGCUUGCAAUAGGGAUUUUAAAAUACACUAACUAGUUCCUUAGCUACUUUCACAUACAGUCUAUAGGCCUUCUUAAAUUAGCACUAACCCCCACUUCCUUCUUUGCCCCACUGCCUCCCAAAUAUGCUAUGGAGCUAUUUUUUUACCACAUUAUAACAUGAAUAUUUAUACAGUAGCCUCUUCAGGCUUCAUAAUUUUCAUUCCAAAAAUGCCCGGUGUGAUGCUUUACACUCUACGAAGUAUGGUUUAAAGGCACAAGGUCAUGGCCUUUGUCAUAGCAGUGAAUGUGCAUUUAAAUAUUUUUCUAUGAUUUUUUUAAAAUUACGAUAGAAAAAUAAACUGUUGUAACGUGUAAGGUCAUGACAAUUUUUGUAUUUAUAUUUGAAAUCAGAUUUCUAUAACUUGUAUUUGUGUACAGAAUUCUCAAUGGGUUUAUAUAUUGUGAAAUUUUUAUCCAAGAUUGGGACGUGGAUUAUGCUUAACAUUGAAAACUGAAAUGAGGCCAUUUACUUUGUUUAAAAUGCUGUACUGUGCAGGUUUGGAAAUGUACAUUACUUUACUGUAUAUAAUAUCUUGAGUUGUUUAUACCUCCAGGUUUUUACACUGAAGAUAAACUAGCUUUAAUUAAAUUCAAAAUGUUUUUUUCUUUAUAAGGGAAUAAGCUGUUGAGGUAAACCUGUAUACAUGUGCUAUUUUCUGGAUACACAAUGAAAGUUUAUACUUGUAUCUCACUGCAUCAAAUCUGAUUGCAGAAAUUAAAGCACAAUUUACAAG
This is a messenger RNA of Sapajus apella (tufted capuchin), 5100 nucleotides long. It is a transcript of the gene MTMR12, whose product is annotated as myotubularin related protein 12. The record is from RefSeq and is a predicted model, not a curated record. Bases 172 to 2475 code for a protein of 767 amino acids. Lineage: Eukaryota; Metazoa; Chordata; Mammalia; Primates; Cebidae. The transcript has 17 exons.